GAAACGGGAAGGGGGUAUUGAAAGAGGUGCUGCAAGCUGCCACCGGUGAUUACUUCGGCGGCAUGUCCAAGGAUGCAGUGGUUACAGCCCCCGGCCAGAAAUCUUCCUCGAAGAACGCCCCUACCAACUACAUCUACGAGCUGAUGGGCGUGCGGCUUGCUGUCACCAAUGAGACGGCAGAAGGAGAACGGGUGGAUUUGGGGCUCGUCCUAGGAAUGACCGGGGGGGGUAAGGCAAAGGCGCGUUGUCUGUAUGAAAAUAACGUAGAGUUCACCAUCACUCAUACGCCCUUCGUCCAAACAAAUUACCCGCCCGCAAUGUCUGCAACCGCAGUCAAGGAGAACGUCCUGCACCGCCUGCGAGUGAUCCCGUUUCCCAACAGCUAUGUUGGCGCCGACACCUUCGAUCCCAAUAAUGCAACCCACCGCCUGCGAGACGACGGACUCAAAGAUCGCAUGAAGGAGGAGGAGUCUCUUCGGCAAGUACUCUCGUGGUUAGCCCGCGGUUCAGUUGAGUGGUAUACUAGUACCGACGGGCUUGGGCGUCCUCCUCAAGCGGUGCAGAGUGCGACGUGUGAAUACGUGAGCGAGGCGGACAAACUGCAGCUAUUUCUCGACCAGCAUUGUGUGUCCGGAGAAGGGCUUUCGAUCCUGCAGGCCGAAUUUGCCAACCUUUAUCGCGGGUUCUCCUCGGAGAGGAUUUCCAAUGAGGAGUUGGCAAGGAGGAUGGAAAAGAAGGGGUUCAAGAGGCUCAAGAAUAACGAGACACCGCGACAAUUGUACUAUCCAAAGAUUAAGUGCGAGUACACAUUCUGA
This is a messenger RNA of Klebsormidium nitens, 815 nucleotides long. Lineage: Eukaryota; Viridiplantae; Streptophyta; Klebsormidiophyceae; Klebsormidiales; Klebsormidiaceae. The record is from the annotation of a GenBank genome assembly.